Messenger RNA from Alternaria ethzedia, 681 nucleotides. RefSeq lists its product as uncharacterized. Bases 1 to 681 code for a protein of 226 amino acids. The record is from RefSeq and is a predicted model, not a curated record. NCBI's taxonomy places the organism in Eukaryota, Fungi, Ascomycota, Dothideomycetes, Pleosporales, Pleosporaceae. The transcript is spliced from 2 exons.
AUGACCUACCCCCAAACCACCAUCCUCCUCCUCGGCGCCGGCGAACUAGGCUCAGCCUUCCUCCCUCACCUCUCCGCCCUCCCCAACGCCCACAUCACAAUCGGCAUCCGCUCCCCAUCCAAAUACACACACCUCCAAUCCCCCAACAUCUCCCUCACAGCCAUCGAUCUCACCUCACCCUCACUCUCCCUCGCCAAAACCUUCUCCACAUACGACAUCCUCAUCUCCGCGACAGGCUUCGGCGCCGACCCCAGCAGCGUCCUCAAACUCGCCGAGGAAGCCCUGUUGGCCGGCAAGAUCAGAAAAGAGCAAGGGAAAGGGAAAUUAUGGUUCUUUCCCUGGCAGUGGGGUGUUGAUUACGACGUCAUUGGUGAUGGGGAAGGGAUGAUGCCUUUGUUUGGUGCGCAGCGCGAUGUGAGGAAUUUGUUGCGGCGGAAAGCUGAGCAGAGUAAUGUCAAGUGGACGGUUCGGGUGGGCGGGAAGCAGGUUCAGCAAGAGGCGUGGAGUAUUGAGCACUUGAAGGAGGAGCUCGACUCGGCGCCAGAAGAUGGCAUCAAGAAGUACAGGCUGGUAUUCGCCAGGGAUGGCGUGUGGUGGGAGAUGAGUAGGACGGUGAAUAAGGCGUUGGGCAUGAACAUGAUGGAUGUUGAGACGUUUACUAGAAGUUUGUUCAGUAGAUAG